AUGAUGCAUCCGCUCACCAUUCUUUCUGAGGCGGAGACCAACUUGGCCCGUGACAUCGUUAAGGCGGCGCACCCUAGUUCCGUGAUUGACUUCCGAGAGAUCUUUUUGCAGGAGCCGCCCAAGGCCCAGCUGGUGGAGUUUCUAGCCCUUGAACAUGCGGGCCGCUUGAGCCCAACUACUCCCCACCCACCUCGCCUAGCUCUCUGCCAAUACGAUGUUAUUGGGGCCGACCGCAUCCCCCAGUUUUAUGAGUCGGUCGUCGACGUGGUGUCCCGGACCCGGGUAAAACACACCGUGGUGGGCAAAAGACACCAUGCCAGUUUGACUUUGAGCGAAUUCGAUGUAUUAGUUGAUCGGUGCAUGAACUCACCCUUGUUCCAGUCUGCGCUUGCCGAGUUCAAGUUGCCAGAGGGAUUCGAAGUCGUGAUUGAGCCAUGGCCAUAUGGUGGUCUUGACGAUACCGAUGAGAACCGGCGGUAUUUUCAAGGUCUUUGCUUUGCACAGGAUAAACGAUCGGGUAAUCCGGACUCGAACUUUUACUCCUUCCCUCUCCCCGUCAUUCCUGUGCUCGACGCACACACGCAAGAGAUCAUCCGGGUUGAUAGACCUGCGACAGGAGGCAAGGGUGAUGGUUUGCGGGAGCAAACCUUCCAGAAAGAUAUUAUUGGACACUGCAGGCCCUCGGAGUACGUCCCCGAGCUUCUACCAGAAGGGACUCGCAAGGAUCUGAAGCCAUUGAAUGUGGUGCAGCCCGAGGGACCAUCGUUCCGCGUGACAAACGAAUCUCUGGUAGAGUGGCAGAAGUGGCGGCUCCGUGUCGCGUUCAAUCCUCGCGAAGGUGCCACGGUCCAUGAUGUCUGGUAUGAUGGUCGCAGUGUUAUCCAUCGACUGGCUAUCAGUGAAAUGACUGUCCCAUAUGCCGACCCGCGACCACCAUUCCAUCGCAAGCAGGCUUUUGAUUUCGGCGACGGUGGUGGUGGGAACAUGGCCAACAACCUCUCCUUAGGCUGUGACUGUCUGGGAGUCAUCAAAUACUUUGAUGCAGUGAUUACUCAAGCAGAUGGUACAGCCCAAACCUUGCCUAAUGCCAUCUGCCUUCAUGAGCAGGAUAAUGGCAUUGGAUGGAAGCACUCCAACUGGCGUACAGGCCGGGCUGUGGUCACUCGUCACCGAGAGCUUGUCAUCCAGUUCAUCAUUACCCUGGCCAAUUACGAGUACAUCUUUGCCUACAAAUUUGAUCAGUCCGGCGGUAUCACGGUGGAGGCACGGGCGACCGGUAUCCUUAAUGUUGUCAAUAUCGAUGCUGGCAAGGUUAGCGACUACGGCAACGUUGUGAGUGGCGGUGUCCUAGCGCAAAAUCACCAGCAUAUCUUUUGUGUGCGCAUCGAUCCGGCCGUUGAUGGGCCUAAUAAUUCGGUUAUUGUCGAAGAGUCUCACUCGGUCCCAAUGAAUGCCGUGACCAAUCCGCAUGGUAACUUUUACCAGGUCACCAAGCAGACCAUCGAGCGGGCAUCCUACCUUGACGCGGCUCCAGAGCAUAACCGCACUAUCAAGAUGAUCAAUCCUCACAAGACCAACCCUGUCAGCGGUAACCCUGUUGGCUAUAAGUUCACUCCCUUGGCAACGCAGUUGCUACUAGCCGAUCCGGAGUCGGUGCAGGCCAGGCGCGCUCAGUUCGCUCAACAUCAUGUUUGGGUGACCAAGCACCGUGAUGGGGAGCUCUACGCGGGUGGACGCUAUACCCUUCAAAGUCAGUUUGAGGUCGAUGGUGUGGCGGAUGCCGUUCGUCGCGGCGAUGCGGUCGCGGACACAGACGUGGUUGUUUGGAAUUCCUUUGGCAUCACACACAAUCCUCGGGUGGAAGAUUGGCCAGUUAUGCCGGUGGAGAUUUUCCAGCUCAUGAUUCGACCGGCAGACUUCUUCGUGGCCAAUCCGUCGAUCGAUGUCCCGUCGAGCAAGAAUGGAUCGUCGCGGCUGGCUGAUUCAGAGUGCUGCCGAAAAUCACACAUCUAG
Messenger RNA from Penicillium canariense, 2013 nucleotides. Its product is annotated as putative copper amine oxidase. Gene Ontology annotation, molecular function: copper ion binding; quinone binding; primary methylamine oxidase activity. Gene Ontology annotation, biological process: amine metabolic process. The record is from RefSeq and is a predicted model, not a curated record. NCBI's taxonomy places the organism in Eukaryota, Fungi, Ascomycota, Eurotiomycetes, Eurotiales, Aspergillaceae. Bases 1 to 2013 code for a protein of 670 amino acids. The transcript is spliced from 3 exons.